UUACGACAUUGGACGAGAAAGCCAUGGCAAUGCUCGAUGGUCUAUCUAAAAAUACUUUCUUCACAGUUAAUUUACGAAAUAAUGCAUUGCAAUGUACCUGCAACACACUGACAUUUCUAAAGUGGAUUUCCAAAACAAAAGUUGAUUUGUUGCUAAAUGAUAAGUGUACUUUAGAAGAUGGGGCCAUCGUAAGUCUCAACCCAAUAGAUUCAAUAAUACAGCAACUACAGAAAGAGUGUAUUUCAUAUACGAACUUAACAAUUGCUUUGUCUAUAGGGUUGGUAAUUAUCCUAGCCGUUCUUAUUUUGGCUUUAGUGUAUAAAUACAGAUGGAAACUUCGAUACAUGUUUUACCUUGCCAAAAGUAAACACUAUAGUUACAAGGCUUCCACAGACGACGAUGAAUACACUUACGAUGCUUUUAUCUCGUACUGUGAUGAUGAUAGAUCAUUUGUGUUAAAAGAUUUCAUUGCAAAUUUAGAAAAUGAAGGGAAUGCUAAAUUAUGCGUGCACCAACGUGACUUCCUACCUGGCCAAGAGAUAACAGUCAAUAUUACAAACGCUAUCCAUGACAGUAGAAAGACAGUCUGCAUUAUAACAAGAAAGUUUUUGGAGUCACACUAUUGCAUGUUUGAAUUCAAUAUGGCCCGGAUGGAAAACAUUUAUUCUCGAGAUGGAAGAAAUAUAAUUUUCCUAGUAUUUCUUGAGCAAAUCCAACCGAGGGAAAUGCCACUUAUGAUGCUCGAACUUAUAGAAAAACAAUCUUACAUCGAAUAUCCCAAUGACGAAGAAGGAAAUAUUGUGUUCUGGGGGAAAAUUAAAGAAGCUAUUCAUUCAUGACAUUUGUAGCAGUACUGAAUUUGUUGUCCAAACGAUUUUUUAUAUUCGUCUUCAUUAUGUUUAAACUUCAAUAUGAAGAAAUAACAAACAAAAAAUACAUCGUUUAAAAGAAGAAAGUAAUGUUGAUCCGAACGUUAAAUUGUAUGUUGUAACUAAGGCUAUUUCUGGUCUUUUCCUGUCCAUUUGUAGGACCCAUGUCAAAAGGGUUGUGUAAAUUGUAUAGAUUACGCAAAACAUUAUGAUUUUCAAUACCAAUUCUUCGAUCUAUCCACAUUAUAAAUCUCCAAAAGAGGAAGCCCCGGUGGUUUGUGGUUUUUUUUUGGUUGUUCAAAAGGGGAAGCCUAUGCAUGUUUAGCGAAUAUCAAUUUUAAGUCUGGUUUCACCCGACUGGUUAUCAAACCCAUAACCGUCCGCACUCGAGGCGAGCACAAUCGAAGCGAUUCUAAUUUUUGCUGAAAUGUCAACAAAAUAUUAUUAGAGAAAAAAACCUUUGGAAAACGUUAUGAAUAAAACUUAUACAUGCAAUAAUUGAAUUUCAAAAUUAUGUGAUUACAAUUUUUGUAAAUUUCAAAGUUACUUGUACAAAUAUAAUCCAAAAGAAAAAAAGUACUUGUGAGCUGUAAUGAAUGCUGUAAGUAAGACUUUUUUUUUCUUUUUUUUCUUUUUUUUUGCCGUUGUCAAAAUUACAAAUUUCUGUGAUUUUAUUAUUUCUUUUCUUCUUUUUCAACAAUAUGGAUCAUUCUAUAUUGAUAUAUGUAUUAUUUGGAUAUAUUAUAAUCUAGAAAUGUAUAUAUUUCAGAAAUAAGUUAACUAAUAAGUACUGACCAAAUAAUUAUAUACUAACGAGGCCGGGAUAAGGUAUCGGUAUUUCUUGUAUCCAACUAACAAAUGUCAAAAUUUCAAAGACAAUUAUGGUCCGCAUAGCCAUGGUAUAAAAACAAACAACUAUGUCAACAAAGAAAAACUAAAUGGCAUGUAGACACUCUAUAGACAUAGCACAUAAGCAACAAUGAAAGACGAGAAUACAAAAAAAUGACCAAAGCACAAUAACACUAUGGCGGGAUGUAUACAUAACGAACCACGCCAAAAGGAUAUUAUCAAAAAGUGAAUCAACAGUAAAGGUUACAAAUAUACAAAGACAAACAAAAAACACACUUUCACACGUAAUUAAGAUUAUAAACAACGUCAGUACCUAGAAUCUAUACUUCAAGAUCUUCAUAUAUAAUUUGUGAAGUUGAUACGAAAUAUUUAUCAACAAGGUCUUGGUAUCUUCCGAUGAACUUUUUUAGAAAAUACUUUUUUUAGAAUUUGUUUUUUUACAUAACCCUGGUUCAUCAACUUUCUGCUCAGACACUGGUGACGUUUUAUAAAGUCUGAGUAGCAGCUGCAAGUUCUUGAAUACCGAAUGAGUUGGGGAAAUGUAUAUCCCAUAUGCAGGUGAAGUUGGUAUAUUGCUGCUAAGUUGGGGGAAAUUUAUAAUUUCAAAAUUAAAAUCGUCUCGUUUGUCAUAGAUGCUGGUACAGAGAUGACCGCUUAUGUCCAAUUCGAGGUAUAAGUCUAAAAAUGAGGCGGAGGAAGCCGUUUCUGUUGUUUCUUUAAUUUCUAGUUCUGGAGAAUAUAUUAAUGGAACCCAAUCAGGAAAGUUUGGAUUGUUAAUAAAAAGAACAUCAUCAAUAUCUGAAUGUGAAAUUAAAUGAUCUAGAUUUUUUAUCUUCUUGUUUUUGACAAGUGUCUGAAGGAACUCCAACUCACAUGAAAAUAAGAAGAGGUCGGCAAGGAGAGGAACACAUUUCGUUCCCAUAGGAAUGGCGACAAAUUGUUGGAAAAGUCUACUUCCAAAUUCAGCAAAUAUGUUUUCAAUAAGAAACUCAAGCAUACUGAUCACCUGUUCCUCGGUGUAACAUGUUUUAUCUUUUUGUUCACUAUUAGCAAAAUAUGUCGCAUGGUAUCCGAAAGCAAUAAAGUUAUAGCGUAUGCUGCCAUUUUUAUAUGGGAAAGCAUUAUGUAUUUUUUCUUUUAGACGAUUUUUCAAUUUGACAUGGGGAAUGGUGUUCUAAAGGGUUGACAAAUCAAAGGUUUUGGUAGAGUUUGUAUCAGAGAAAGAUCGAGAUUUAAAAUUAUCCAGAAGUUCUUUUAGAAUCCACAUAUGGUUAAUACCACUACGCGAGUAAAAAGUUUCGCAGUAUUUCUGAAGACCUUCUUUCACUGCGGACAGAAUUUUUGUCAAUCAAAUGGACAAUUCCUUUGUAGAACAUGCAGAUGAGCCCACAAUGUACCGUUGUGUGUACGGAAUUUUGUGAAACUUAGGUAUCCAAUACAAACAAGGUAAGUCCUCAGAUUUGCUGUUCAAUUUGAUUUUCAUUGAUGCCUGAAAGACUUAUGAUCUAACAAAAUCUCAUCCUUGUCAAAUGACAUGUUCUUGUAUGUGCAAUUACCUGAGUGCUCAUAUAUUCCUAAUUCUUUUACAAGACACUCUUAGUAAUAAAAUUCGUUUUACGAAUUUGUGUUACAUUGACUAUUGUAAAGGGAGGAUUGAUAAAUAUGUAAGCACAAAGAAAUCUAGAGUACAGAAAGGUUCUAUUGAAAAUCACAAUAUGGAAGAAGUAUUAAAGUAUGAUCAAUUCUAACUAAGCAUUUAAAUUAGAUGUUCUUAAAGUAUCCAAGGUUUAUAUUUGUGUGCUUCAAUGCCAGUUUAACACUCGUUUUGGAAACUUUUAUGAUUUUUUUUUUUACCUUUGACAUCCAUCAACCUGAACGUCUUUUCCAGUACUAUCUUUGCAUCUAAAAUCUGACCAUGGAGAUUUGCUACUGUGUGUAUAAUUUUCCCAGCUCAACAUAACUGUACUAGUAUGUAUUUUUGAUUCGUUAUGUCUUUAAAAAUGUUAACUGCAUUGCCAUUGUCUUUUAUUUUACAUUCAAAAUAAAACUAUCUGAAUCUUUC
Molecule: messenger RNA, 3780 nt
Organism: Mytilus californianus (California mussel)
Lineage: Eukaryota; Metazoa; Mollusca; Bivalvia; Mytilida; Mytilidae
Product: toll-like receptor 4
Exons: 1
Coding region: 24-839 (271 amino acids)
Biological process (GO): toll-like receptor signaling pathway; immune response
Cellular component (GO): membrane
Molecular function (GO): transmembrane signaling receptor activity
Source: RefSeq, a predicted model, not a curated record